GAGAAGGCCCGGAGGGGCUUUGCCUUCUGGAGUGGCGCUGCUUGGGCUGGUGGCAGAUUGUAGGCUGCUGGCGCCGCGUCUGAGGAAGACAGCGAGUGGAUUCGGCAUUCCUUGUCGGUGUCUCCGCAACUAUGAGUGCUGCCAGGGAGUCCCAUCCGCACGGGGUGAAGCGUUCAGCCUCUCCAGACGACGAUCUUGGAUCUAGCAAUUGGGAGGCAGCAGACUUAGGUAACGAAGAAAGAAAGCAAAAGUUCUUGAGACUUAUGGGCGCAGGAAAGAAAGAACAUACUGGUCGUCUUGUCAUAGGAGAUCACAAAUCAACAUCUCACUUCCGAACAGGGGAAGAAGACAAGAAAAUUAAUGAAGAACUGGAAUCUCAAUAUCAGCAAAGUAUGGACAGUAAAUUAUCAGGAAGAUAUCGACGGCAUUGUGGACUUGGCUUCAGUGAGGUAGAAGAUCACGAUGGAGAAGGUGACGUGGCUGGAGAUGAUGAUGAUGAUGAUUCCCCUGAUCCUGAAAGUCCAGAUGACUCUGAAAGUGAUUCUGAAUCAGAGAAAGAAGAAUCUGCUGAAGAACUCCAAACUACUGAGCACCCUGAUGAAGUGGAGGAUCCCAAAAACAAAAAGGAUGCAAAAAGCAACUAUAAAAUGAUGUUUGUUAAAUCCAGUGGCUCAUAACUCCCAAACACUUAGUCUUUGUAUUAAAAGUAAGCCUUAUUGUUAUAAUGCACAGUGGAGGACUGCUUAUAGAGCACAGACCUUUGUAUUAUAAUUUUUAAAAAGGCCCUUUUAAAUAAUUACAAAGAGUGUUUGCUUUCAGAUGCCAUGGGUUACACUUUUAUGGGCAUGACUAUAACCAUUUUUUGUAAAGAGUAAGAGUUGUAUAAAAUAAGAAAUAAAUACAGUACUCAGUUUCCUUUCAUAUUAGCAUCAUCAAACCUCUAACAUCAUCACCUUUUUACCCCUUCAAAUAUAGUUAUGGUGGAGACA
Sus scrofa (pig) is the source of this 989-nucleotide messenger RNA. It is a transcript of the gene C2H11orf58, whose product is annotated as chromosome 2 C11orf58 homolog. Lineage: Eukaryota; Metazoa; Chordata; Mammalia; Artiodactyla; Suidae. The record is from RefSeq and is marked validated.